Molecule: messenger RNA, 1604 nt
Organism: Entamoeba invadens IP1
Lineage: Eukaryota; Evosea; Mastigamoebida; Endamoebidae
Exons: 1
Source: RefSeq, a predicted model, not a curated record
AUGGGUAUUAUUGACGGCUAUUCCAUGAUGAUCAUUUCUCAACAGUUUAAGACCAUUAAUGACUUCAUUAACAUUGAAUUUGUAUGCAAGAAGUAUGCCAAUAAUAUGGCAAAAUUUCAUUAUAACCCCAUAUCUCUCACACCAAAAACAAGACGUUUUUUUCCAAAUUUGAACACACUUCGUUUGUAUACAAAAAACGAUUUAUUAUUUACAGACUUAAACAUUACAUCGCAUCACGUUGAGUAUAAAACCAAAUUGAAAUCUUCUGAUUUUGAAGAAAAAACGCUUUCUGAUAUUUUAGAUAGAGCAUUUCCUACAACAUAUCACAGAAUAUGUUACAGUGGAUAUAAUCAUCGUGAUGAUAUUGUGACUAUCCCCGAUGGUGUUCAAAGUCUUUCAAAGUGGUGUUUGGAAAUGUACAGUGCACAGACAAUUCACAUUCCAGAGAGUGUAGUGGAGAUUGGAAGGUCGACGUUUGAGUGUUGUAACAUGGUAGAGCAUUUGUACCUCCCUUCACACCUUACGAAACUAAGUGCGGCGUUCACAUAUGUCUACAAUUUGAGAGAUCUUGUGAUACCAUCACUUGUGACAUAUCUUCACGAUGGACUUUUUGUAAACUGCACGGAACUUACUAAAGUCGAUUUUUCAAGUGAUAUCACCACACUUCCUGAAUACCUUUUUUAUUCAUCAGGAAAAGGAAAAUAUGAAGUGCCUAAUACCAUUACAAAGAUGGAUGAUUAUGCUUUUGCUGAGAGCAAUUGGAAGACUGUUAUUGUACAUGAAAACGUGACUGAUUUCGGCAAAGGGAUAUUCAAAAAUGCCCGUGUCGAACUUGUUGAACUUCCAAACAGUUUGUCUGAAUUUGGAGAUGAAAUGUUCUGUGAAUGCACUUUUUUGACAAAAAUCAAUUUACCACCACACCUGACAAGAAUUGGUGCAAAAUGUUUUGUUGAAUGCAGUGAUUUAAAAGAGAUAAAAUUGCCAACCACAAUCCAAAUAUUAGACGACAGCUGUUUUGGAGAUGUUGAAGUCAAUAACAAAUUUUCGGAAUUAAAAAAUCUAAAAGAAGUGGGUGGAGAUGUGUUAUAUAAAUUCCAUCCCACAUCUUUUGUUAUUCCUGAUAAUUACAAAGUGGCAAAUUGGUUGUUUGAUAAUUGCAAAGAGCUUACAGCAGUUACUUUUAAUCAAACAAUUUGUGAGUUGAACAACACGUUUUGUUGUUGCGAAAGACUCAAAAAAAUUGUGAUACCUGUAACUAUCACCAAAAUCGGUGAUUCGUGUUUCUUAAAUUGUUCUUCUCUCACGCAAAUUGAUCUUUCAAACACUAUUUGUGAACUUGGAGAUUUAGCAUUUGAAAAUUGCGUGUCAUUAAGUACUUUGUCACUUCCAAAAAACGUCACGAAACUUGGAAAGAAGUGCUUUAAAAAUUGUGGAGUACUUUCACAUAUUGAUACAAAGUAUAUCAAACAAAUCGGCAAGUCGUGUUUUAAAAAUUGUAAACAACUUGGCACAAUUAAUGUAGAAUUAACAACAGAAUUUGAAAUGUCAUGCUUUUCACAUUGCAAUUUGAACGAAAUUGUUUUUCCGAAUGAUGUGAUAAAAGA